Molecule: messenger RNA, 1208 nt
Organism: Caenorhabditis angaria
Lineage: Eukaryota; Metazoa; Nematoda; Chromadorea; Rhabditida; Rhabditidae
Source: the annotation of a GenBank genome assembly
AUGACGAGUCAACAAAGACAAUUAAGAUAUGGUGAACAAGAGGAACAUCAACCGGGAUGUUUUGAAAUAUUUUGUGGUGUACUUCGUGCUUGUGGUCUUAUUUGUUAUGUUGCAUGUCCACCAAUUCCAUCAAAAAUUACAAAUAAGCUUGCUUUUCAUCCACCGCGGAAGGUAAUUUUGAUUUUUUCCCGAAGAAAAAUAUUUGUGAUUUCCAGGGUCUUACCUAUCGAAUUGUUUCGAAAAAUGAACCACAACGAAAAAUCGAAAAUAUUUCUGAAGUAAAAGAUAAUGAUUAUCAAUUGAUAAUUCAUAAUUUGGCAAAUCGAACUGAUUUUAUUUAUAUGGAAAGAGAAGUCGAAGUUUUUACUGCCGAGACUGUUUUCAAAAAUCAUCUGGUGUGUGUAAAAUGUAAAUUACUUGAUCCACCAUUGGAAGAAUCUCUACAAGAUCAAGUCAUUCUGUUUUGUCAACCAAAUUCAUCUGAUUUGGGUGGAUUUUUACAACCAUCAAUGAUGAACUUGGUUAGUUAUGCUAAUCAUUUUCAAGUUGAUAUGUUCGCUUUUGAUUAUUCUGGGUAAAAAAGACACAUUUGCUAAAUAUAUUAUUCACAAGAAUUUUUAUUCAGAUAUGGUUAUUCUUCUGGUUAUCAAUGCGAGAAAAAUGUAUACGCUGAUAUUAGGGCAGUUUAUCAAAAAAUCAGAGAAACACAUCCAAAUAAAAAUAUUGUAUUGAUGGGAUACAGUAUUGGUACAACAGCUGUGAUUGAUUUGGCCGCUGAAAAUCCUGAAGGUCUUGUUGGUGUUAUUUUGGUGGCACCAUUAACUAGUGGAUUACGAUUGGUUUCUGCAAAACCGGCUGAUCCAAAAACGUGUUGGGCAGAUUCAUUCAAAAGGUAUUGAUUUGAUUUUCGAUUAUUUAUUUUGUAUGGUUUUUUUAGCUAUGAUAAGAUUGGAAAUAUUGAGACACGUGUUUUGAUUUGUCAUGGAAAUGUUGAUGAAGUUAUUCCACUUUCACAUGGAAUGGCAUUAUAUGACAAAUUGAAGAAUCCAGUUCCACCUUCUGUAAUUCACGGAGCUGAUCAUCAAACAAUUUUGAAUGGAAGACAUUAUCAAACAUUUGAUCGGAUUUCGUAUUUUUUGAAAAAUGAAACAACAAUUUCAAAUAGAUCUACAGAAGUUAUGACAAGUCAAAGAAUUGGUUUUGACUGA